Messenger RNA from Anthostomella pinea, 1806 nucleotides. NCBI's taxonomy places the organism in Eukaryota, Fungi, Ascomycota, Sordariomycetes, Xylariales, Xylariaceae. The record is from the annotation of a GenBank genome assembly.
AUGGGCGACGACGCUAGAGAAGCUGUUGACACCAUGCAUAAGGACCACUACAUUGGCAUCGAUGUCGGCACGGGCUCUGCUCGCGCAUGCUUGAUCGACAGCUCUGGCGACAUCAAGGCCCUCGCAUCCGAGGCGAUCAAGCUAUGGCAACCCGAGCAAGGUUACUAUGAACAAUCCACCACAGAUAUCUGGCACUGCAUCUGCCACUGCGUCCAGCGAGUCAUCAACCAAUCCGGUGUUGACAGCUCUCUGAUCAAAGGCCUGGGUUUUGAUGCCACUUGCUCUCUGUCCGUCUUCUCAAGUGACACCGACGAGCCCAUCCCGGUCACCGGACCCAACUUCGAGAACGAUGGCAACGACCGUAAUGUCAUCCUAUGGCUGGACCACAGACCUGUGGAGGAGACGGAGAAGAUCAAUGCCACUGGCCACAACCUGCUGCGAUACGUCGGUGGCAAGAUGAGCAUAGAGAUGGAGAUCCCCAAAGUCUUGUGGCUGAAAAACCACAUGCCCCCGGAGCUGUUCGAUCGCUGCAAGUUCUAUGACUUGGGAGACGCCCUGACACACCUGGCUACGGGCAACGAGAACCGAAGCUUCUGCAGCACCGUCUGCAAACAGGGAUACGUACCUGUAGGCGUCGAUGGCAGUGAAAAGGGUUGGCAAGAGGACUUCUUCAAGACCAUUGGCCUGAGUGACUUGACCAAGGAUAACUUCAAGCGCAUGGGAGGAGUCAACGGAGUGAACGGCAAAUACCUGAGUGCCGGAGAGCUCGCCGGUACCUUAUCCGAGCAUGCAGCCCAACAGCUGGGCCUACCUGCUGGUAUCGCAGUUGGCAGCGGUGUCAUUGAUGCCUAUGCUGGCUGGAUCGGUACGGUUGGAGCCAAGGUCGACACCCAAUACGGUCACGCCGAUUCGACCCAUGCUGCAAACGACCUGGCUCAGGCGUCUACUCGACUCGCUGCCGUGGCUGGCACAUCGACCUGCCACUUGGCCAUGUCUGAGGACCCCGUAUUCGUGAAUGGUGUGUGGGGACCAUAUCGGGACGUUCUUCUUCCCGGCUUCUGGCUGGCAGAAGGUGGGCAGUCAGCAACUGGCGAGCUUCUGCGGCAUGUCAUCGAGACGCACCCGGCGCAUAAGGAGGUGCUGCCUCUCGCGGAAGCCAUGCACAUGAACAUCUAUGACUACAUGAACGGCCACCUCCGCGAGAUGGCUGAAAAGGCUGGCACGCCUACAGUUUCGUACCUUGGUCGACACUUCUUCUUCUAUGGUGACCUAUGGGGCAACCGGUCACCGGUCGCGGAUCCCAACAUGAAAGGUGCUGCCAUCGGACUUAGCUCAGACUCGAGUGCCAAUGGUCUGGCCCUGUACUACUACGCCACGAUGGAGUUCAUUGCGUUGCAGACGCGCCAGAUCAUCGAGGCGAUGAACAAGUCGGGCCACAACAUCCAGACCAUUUUCAUGUCUGGCAGCCAGUGUCAGAACGACCUGCUGAUGGACCUGAUCGCUACGGCCUGCCACAUGCCGGUACUGAUCCCGCGAUAUGUACACGCUGCUGUGGUACACGGAGCAGCCAUGCUCGGCGCAAAGGCUGCAAGCGCCGAUCACGAGGGCAAGACGGAGAACCUCUGGAGCAUCAUGGACCGGAUGAGCAAACCUGGUCGGCUCGUUAAGCCCGGGACCGACAAGAAUGAGAAGAAGCUCCUGGAUGCGAAAUACGAGGUGUUCCUUGAGCAGUGCCGUACCCAGCAAGAGUACCGCAAGAAGGUUGACGAAGCUACCUCCAGCUGGCUUGAGGAGCAUAGAAAAUAG